GGAGUGAGCGGAGCGGCAACGGCGGCGGCGCCGUCCCGCACGCGCGCGCGGCGGCGGCUCCCUCCCAACCUCCCUUCCCCUCCCCUCGUUCCCCUUCCCCUUCCCUCCCCCCACGCCCGGAAAACGCGAGCCGUCGCCGCGCUGCCUCCACCGCCGCCUGCCUUCGGCCAACCGCCCCCAACGGCCGUCCCCUCGCUCCUCCCCUUGGGGCUCCUCCGAGCGCCACGGGCGCCUGCCUCCCGCCGCUCCGCACGCUCCCCGCUCGCGGGCACGUUGCUGCUGCGAGGCGCCAUGCCCCGGCCGCGGGCUGCUCGCGGGCCUAGCCGCGGCGGCCCGAGAUAGGGGCCCCUCGUCUCCCGGGGGAGGAGAGAGGCUCGAGCCGCGCGCUCCGCCCCCUCCCCCCGGGCUGUCGCCGCCGCCGCCGCCGCCACCGCCUCGCCGCCCCAGCUGGCGGGUAGGAGGAGCACCAGGCCUCGGGGCCCCGCACCGCCGCCCGCAGGUCAUUCCUGGUUCAUUUGCAUCCUUGAAGAGCAUCUGUAGAAGAGGAAGGAAAAGAUGGGUGUGAAAACAUUUACUCAUAGCUCUUCUUCCCACAGUCAGGAAAUGCUUGGAAAGCUAAACAUGCUGCGAAAUGAUGGACAUUUCUGUGACAUCACUAUUCGUGUCCAGGACAAAAUCUUCCGGGCACAUAAGGUGGUACUAGCAGCUUGCAGUGAUUUUUUUCGCACUAAACUUGUAGGCCAAGCAGAGGAUGAGGACAAGAAUGUGUUGGAUUUACAUCAUGUUACAGUGACUGGUUUUAUCCCCCUUCUAGAAUAUGCUUACACAGCCACUCUGUCAAUUAACACAGAAAAUAUCAUCGAUGUGCUGGCUGCAGCCAGCUAUAUGCAAAUGUUCAGCGUUGCGAGCACCUGCUCAGAGUUCAUGAAAUCAAGCAUUUUAUGGAAUACACCCAACAGCCAACCGGAAAAGGGUCUCGAUGCUGGACAAGAAAAUAACUCUAAUUGCAAUUUCACUUCUCGAGAUGGAAGCCUUUCACCCGUGUCGUCAGAGUGCAGCGUGGUAGAAAGAACCAUUCCCGUCUGCAGAGAAUCCCGGAGAAAGCGCAAAAGCUACAUCGUUAUGUCUCCCGAAAGUCCUGUCAAGUGCAGCACACAGACAAGCUCCCCCCAGAUACUGAAUUCUUCAGCUUCCUACUCAGAAAAUAGAAGUCAACCAGUUGACUCUUCUCUAGCUUUUCCCUGGACUUUUCCUUUUGGGAUUGAUCGGAGGAUUCAGCCUGACAAGGUUAAGCAGGCAGAAAACACCCGGACUUUAGAACUACCUGGCCCAUCUGAGACCGACAGAAGAAUGGCUGAUUUUGUGACUUGUGAGAGCACAAAAACGACCUUGCCUCUGGGUACCGAAGAAGAUGUCCGGGUGAAAGUAGAAAGGUUAAGUGAUGAGGAGGUGCAUGAGGAAGUACCCCAGCCCGUCAGUGCAUCUCAGAGUUCACUGAGUGACCAGCAAACAGUGCCAGGAAGUGAACAAGUCCAAGAGGACCUUCUGAUUAGUCCACAGUCUUCCUCAAUAGGCUCGGUAGAUGAAGGUGUCACCGAAGGGUUACCUACGCUUCAAAGCACUUCCAGCACCAAUGCUCACGCAGAUGACGAUGAUCGAUUGGAAAAUGUUCAGUAUCCCUACCAACUCUACAUUGCUCCUUCUACCAGCAGUACAGAACGGCCCAGCCCAAAUGGUCCGGACAGACCUUUUCAAUGUCCAACUUGUGGGGUGCGAUUCACCCGAAUUCAGAACCUAAAACAGCACAUGCUCAUCCACUCAGGAAUUAAACCAUUUCAGUGUGACCGCUGUGGAAAAAAGUUCACCAGGGCUUACUCGCUAAAGAUGCAUCGCCUAAAGCAUGAAGGUAAACGCUGUUUCCGGUGCCAGAUAUGUGGUGCCACUUUCACUUCCUUCGGGGAAUAUAAGCAUCACAUGAGGGUUUCCCGGCACAUUAUCCGCAAGCCUCGGAUUUACGAGUGCAAAACAUGUGGCGCCAUGUUCACCAACUCUGGAAAUUUAAUCGUGCACCUGAGGAGUCUGAACCAUGAAGCGUCAGAGCUAGCAAACUACUUCCAGAGCAGUGAUUUCCUAGUACCGGACUACUUAAACCACGAGCAAGAAGAGGCCCUUGUUCAGUAUGACCUUGGAGAACACAGUUUUGAAAGCAACUCCUCUGUUCAGAUGCCUGUGAUUUCACAGGUCUCCUCGACCCAGAAUUGUGAAAGCACUUUUCCCCUGGGGUCUCUCGCCGGGCUGGCAGAAAAGGAGGAAGAAGUGACAGAGCAGCCCAAGACCAGCGCUUGUGCCGAGGCCACUGGAGAGGACCCCCCCAAAUCAGAGCUGUCUUCUAUAACUAUUGAGUAAUUCCAUGGUUUGGCUUCAUUUUGGUUUUUUGGGAAGUGCCUGUGCUUGGUCUUGUACAUUUAAAUUUAAUUUAAUUUUUUAAAAAAGGUUUUGGGGAAGAGUUUUCCUUUUUACUUUGUGAACUCUGCAAUUCAUGACUGGGAGACUGCUUCUGUAAGUACACAGUAACAUGGUGUCGGAAUAUAAUACAUUGUUGACUGUAGGGAGAACCAAUUGACUUAAAACAUGUAGUCGUUUCUCCUUGCAUUGUUGUUAGUAGACUAACAACAGAUCAUUAGGUAACGAACCGGGUGAAUGUUGACCUUCCCGAGAUGAAAGGGCACACCAGAAACAUACUAAAGGAAUGUGACAGAUGGCCUGGAUAGAUGUUUACCCCUGUACACCGGACGUUGUACAGUAUUUUGUAAAGCCUUUUGCUUCUGGAAGUAUUUAUGGUAAGCUAGCUUAAAAAUUAUUAGGGUAAAUACUCUUUUUUUUUUUUCACUUUAGAGAGAAAGAAGAGAUAGAAGCAUCAAUGGUGAGAGAGAAUCAUCUAUCAGCUGCCUCCUGUAUGCCCCACACUGGGGAUGGAGCCUGCAACCCGGGCAUGUGCCCUGACCAGGAAUCAAACUGUGACCUCCUGGUUCAUAGGUCAACGCUCAACCACUGUGCCAUGUUGCCUGGGCAGUUUUUUUAAGUUUUGUCCUUUCUAUUCUGAUAUUUCAUGGUGAAAAUUUGAUAUUGGAAUAGGCAUUCUUCGAAUCUUUAUAGAACUAGUCCUCCAAAUAAUCUUACCUUUCUUCUACAAAAGAAGGCAAAAACCAUGAUUGAGAAUAGUCCAGCUAUGCAUGAAGUGACCAGGAAUGGAGAAUGUAGUACGUAAAUUCCAAUUUCAUAGGAGCUCUUUAUAAUACUACUUUUCUAGCUGAAGUUGUCCAGCUGGUCUUUGAAUGUUAAUGUCUAACUAGUUAGGUCACUGCCUAAAUUAGUGUCCUCUUUCCCCACCCACAAUACUUUCUCUUGCAUAUGCGGCCAUGAUACUAUAUAAAGGAAAAAUAUUGGAGAUAUUCUAUAUUUUAUAUGUAGGUUUAUGUAUUGUUGGGGAUGUUUUUAUUGUGCUGUUUUAGACAAAAUAAAAAUUAUAUUAAGACUAUGUUCUUAACCCAGCUAAGAUUGUUUACAAAAAUUCCAUAUGGCAGUGAUACGUUAUCCUUGUCCCAAAAUAUUUUUAGACAUUGCCAAGUUUAUUAAAAUCAGUUAGUGUAGUUUUUACACUAUGUAAGCAAUAAUGUAAAAGAUGAGGAUAGUCUAUAGAAUGAUGGUCUGUGACUCAGAAAUCUGGGUGGAAACAGUUGUUAAAACUAAAGAAAAACUAAAAAUCUUAAAUUAAUGUCACCUUUUUGCUGCUAACUAAUGAAACUUUCUGAUUUAUAGUUGAAUUUAUAUGAUACUCUAGGCUGGAGUAUACUUUUCAUCUAGUACCAGUUAAAGCAUCACUUACCUUGAUCUGGAAUAUUCAUGAGUUUAUGAACAAUGAACUUUGAGUAACUAUGUAUAUACCCAAAGUUUAAUAAUUAUGAAAGCACCUGAUUAGAUCAUUAAAAGGGGGAUUAAAAUACAGUUUCUUAUUCAGCAAACAAGAUUUGAAUUUUGUCCAGGUGCUAGACCUUAAUAAUAAAACAUAUUUUUUAAGUUUUA
Myotis myotis is the source of this 4083-nucleotide messenger RNA. RefSeq names its product zinc finger and BTB domain containing 44 (gene ZBTB44). Gene Ontology annotation, molecular function: protein binding. The transcript is spliced from 6 exons. The record is from RefSeq and is a predicted model, not a curated record. Lineage: Eukaryota; Metazoa; Chordata; Mammalia; Chiroptera; Vespertilionidae. Bases 556 to 2406 code for a protein of 616 amino acids.